AUGACUUCUGAGCGUGAGAACAAGACCUUCCUCGCCCGCCUUUGCGAGCAGGCUGAGCGUUACGAUGAGAUGGUCACCUACAUGAAGGAAGUCGCCAACAUUGGUGGUGAACUCACCGUCGAUGAGCGCAACCUCCUGUCCGUCGCCUACAAGAACGUCGUUGGUACUCGCCGUGCCUCUUGGCGUAUCAUCUCCUCCAUCGAGCAGAAGGAGGAAUCCAAGGGCUCCGAGCAGCACGUCUCCAUCAUCCGCGAUUACCGCCAGAAGAUCGAGACCGAGCUGGAAAAGGUCUGCCAGGAUGUGCUGGAUGUUCUCGACCAGUCUCUCAUCCCCAAGGCUGAGACUGGCGAGUCCAAGGUCUUCUACUACAAGAUGAAGGGUGACUACCACCGUUACCUCGCGGAGUUCGCCUCUGGCAACAAGCGCAAGGUCGCUGCUACUGCCGCCCACGAGGCUUACAAGAACGCUACCGAUGUCGCCCAGACCGACCUCACCCCCACUCACCCCAUCCGUCUGGGUCUCGCCCUGAACUUCUCCGUCUUCUACUACGAGAUCCUGAACUCCCCCGACCGUGCCUGCCACCUGGCGAAGCAGGCCUUUGACGACGCCAUUGCCGAGCUCGACUCCCUUUCUGAAGAGAGCUACCGUGACAGCACCCUGAUCAUGCAGCUGCUGCGUGACAACCUCACUCUCUGGACCUCUUCCGACGGCAACGAGGCCGAGGGUGCCGCCAAGGAGGAGAAGGCCGAGGAGGAGGGUGCCGCUGCCCCUGAGGACAAGGGUGAGGAGGCCAAGCCUGCUGCUGGCGACUCCUAA
Messenger RNA from Aspergillus terreus NIH2624, 816 nucleotides. Its product is annotated as 14-3-3 adaptor artA-like protein. NCBI's taxonomy places the organism in Eukaryota, Fungi, Ascomycota, Eurotiomycetes, Eurotiales, Aspergillaceae. The record is from RefSeq and is a predicted model, not a curated record. Bases 1 to 816 code for a protein of 271 amino acids. Gene Ontology annotation, biological process: signal transduction. The transcript has 8 exons. Gene Ontology annotation, cellular component: cytoplasm.